AUGGCUUAUCAGAGAAGGGGCUCCGAAAUGCAGCCCCAAAGGCGGAUUUUACGGACUCAAACCGCCGGCAAUUUAGGGGAGUCAAUGAUGGAUAGUGAAGUGGUCCCAUCAUCUCUGGUUGAGAUUGCACCAAUUCUUCGUGUUGCCAAUGAGGUUGAGCCUAUCAAUCCUCGUGUUGCUUACCUGUGUCGGUUUUACGCUUUUGAGAAAGCUCAUCGUUUGGAUCCCACAUCUAGUGGACGUGGAGUUCGUCAGUUUAAAACCGCCCUUCUCCAACGCCUUGAAAGGGAAAAUGAGACGACAGUGGCAACAAGAAAAGGAAGUGAUGCACGGGAAAUGAAGAGUUUUUAUCAGCACUACUACAGAAAGUAUAUUGAGGCUUUGCAAAAUGCUGCUGAUAAAGCAGACCGUGCUCGACUUACAAAAGCUUAUCAAACGGCUGCUGUGCUGUUUGAGGUCUUAAAGGCAGUUAAUUUAACAGAAGCUAUAGAGGUGGAUGAUGAGAUUUUAGAAAAACACACCAAGGUCGCAGAAAAGACUCAGAUAUACGUGCCUUAUAAUAUACUUCCGCUUGACCCAGAAAGCUCACAUCAAGCAAUCAUGAGAUAUCCGGAGAUUCAAGCUUCUGUUGCUGCACUUCGUAACACAAGAGGUCUUCCUUGGCCAAAAGGACACAAGAAGAAAGUGGACGAAGACAUUUUGGACUGGCUUCAGUCCAUGUUUGGCUUUCAGAAAGAUAACGUUGCAAACCAGAGGGAGCACCUUAUUUUGUUGCUGGCCAAUGUGCACAUCAGGCAACCAAAGCCUGAUCAGCAGCCCAAGUUGGAUGACCGAGCACUUACAGAAGUAAUGAAAAAGCUUUUCAAGAACUACAAGAAGUGGUGCAAAUAUCUUGGACGCAGGAGUAGUUUAUGGUUGCCAACUAUCCAGCAGGAAGUCCAGCAGCGGAAGUUAUUAUACAUGGGUCUAUAUCUUCUUAUUUGGGGGGAAGCUGCUAACUUGAGAUUUAUGCCAGAAUGCCUGUGCUACAUUUAUCAUCAUAUGGCAUUUGAACUAUACGGCAUGCUUGCUGGAAGUGUUAGUCCCAUGACAGGCGAGAAUGUCAAACCUGCCUAUGGCGGCGAUGAAGAGGCCUUUUUGAGGAAAGUUGUAACUCCAAUUUAUAACAUCAUAGCUGUGGAAGCUAGCCGUAGCAAAGGUGGGAGAUCAAAACAUUCUCAGUGGAGAAACUAUGAUGAUCUGAAUGAAUACUUCUGGUCACUUAAUUGUUUCAGAUUGGGUUGGCCAAUGCGUAAUGAUGCUGAUUUCUUCUGCCUUCCCAUGGAACAGACCCAUGCACAGAGAAGUGAGGGCGGUGAAUCUGUUAGAGGAGAUCGAUGGAUUGGAAAAAUCAACUUUGUUGAGAUACGUUCAUUUUGGCACAUAUUUAGGAGUUUUGAUAGGAUGUGGAGCUUCUUUAUUUUGGCACUACAGGCAAUGAUCAUAAUCUCUUGGAAUGGGUCUGGUGAUAUAAGUGCUAUAUUUGAGGGAGACGUUUUCAGGAAAGUAUUGAGUAUCUUCAUCACAGCAGCAAUACUGAAACUUGCACAAGCUGUUCUCGAUAUCAUCAUGAGUUGGAAAGCAAGAAUGAGUAUGUCUCUGCAUGUGAAGCUCAGAUACAUCCUAAAGGUUGCGUCUGCAGCAGCAUGGGUGGUUGUGUUGCCCGUGACUUACGCAUACAGUUGGCAAAAUCCUUCCGGAUUUGCAGAGACCAUUAAGAGAUGGUUUGGGCCCGGUAAUGGGCACCCUUCUUUGUUCAUCAUUGCGGUUUUAAUCUACUUAUCUCCAAACAUGCUCUCUGCUUUGUUAUUCCUGUUUCCAUUCAUUCGGAGGAACCUUGAGAGGUCAGACUACAGGAUUGUGAGGCUCAUGAUGUGGUGGUCGCAGCCACGGCUCUAUGUCGGAAGGGGGAUGCAAGAGAGCUCGUUUUCAGUUUUCAAAUAUACAGUGUUCUGGGUUCUCCUCUUGGCAGCAAAGUUGGCAUUUAGCUUUUAUGUAGAGAUAAGACCUCUUGUUGGUCCAACAAAAGAAAUCAUGGCCGUUCCUGUAAGAAGAUACCAGUGGCAUGAGUUCUUCCCUCGAGCAAAAAAUAACAUUGGAGUAGUGAUUGCUCUCUGGGCUCCUGUUAUUAUCGUGUACUUCAUGGACACUCAGAUAUGGUAUGCCAUUUUCUCCACAAUAUUUGGGGGUAUAUAUGGAGCAUUUCGCCGUCUUGGAGAGAUUCGAACACUGGUAAUGCUUAGGUCCCGUUUUCUCUCACUGCCUGGUGCUUUUAAUGCCCGCUUGAUACCAGCAGAAAAAGAUGAAAAACCUAAGGGACUAAAAGCCACCUUCUCCCGGAAAUUUGCUGAGAUUCGAUCUAAUAAAGAUAAGGAAGCAGCAAGGUUUUCUCAGAUGUGGAACAAAAUAAUUGAAAGUUUCAGAGAGGAGGAUUUAAUAAACAACAGGGAAAUGAACCUUUUACUCGUACCAUAUCGAGCUGACCGCGAACUUGACCUUAUUCAGUGGCCUCCAUUUUUAUUAGCCAGCAAGCUUCCUAUAGCUCUUGAUAUGGCAAAGGAUAGCAACGGGAGAGAUAGGGAGCUAAAUAAAAGAUUGAAUGCUGACAUAUAUAUGAAAUGUGCCAUCCGCGAGUGCUAUGCUUCUUGUAAGAACAUCAUUAACUUUCUGGUUUUGGGAGAACGUGAGAAGCUUGUCAUAAAUGAGAUUUUCUCCAAAACCGACCAUCAUAUAGUGGAAGGUGAUCUAUUACAAGAGUUUAAUAUGAAUGCUCUCCCUAACCUCUACGAUCAAUUUGUGCAGCUGAUAGAAUAUCUGAGAGAAAAUAGGAAAGAAGACAAGGAUCAAGUGGUGAUUGUCUUGCUUAACAUGCUUGAGGUCGUGACCAGAGACAUUAUGGAAGACAGUGUUCCUAGUAUGCUAGAGUCCAGCCAUGGUGGGUCAUAUGAAAUGCAUCAGGGGAUGACCCCUCUUGAACAACAGUAUCAGUAUUUUGGGACACUUCGCUUUCCAAUUACUGAAGAAACAGAUGCUUGGCAAGAGAAGAUUGGGAGGCUUCAUCUGCUGUUGACCGUGAAGGAAUCAGCUAUGGAUGUCCCAUCUAAUAUAGAGGCGAGGAGGCGCAUUUCAUUCUUUUCGAAUUCUUUAUUUAUGGACAUGCCCGUAGCUCCCAAAGUCCGCAACAUGCUCUCCUUCUCCAUUUUGACCCCUUACUACGAUGAAGAGGUUCUCUUCUCUAUGGACCUGCUGGAAAAGCCCAAUGAAGACGGUGUUUCCAUCUUGUUCUAUUUACAAAAGAUAUUCCCAGAUGAAUGGGAUAAUUUUAUGGAACGGGUCGGUUGCAGCAGUGAGGAUGAUCUAAAAGGAAACCUGAAAUUGGAAGAAGAGCUACGCUUAUGGGCAUCAUAUAGAGGCCAAACUUUGACUAAAACUGUGCGAGGCAUGAUGUAUUAUCGGCAAGCUUUGGAACUGCAAGCUUUUCUUGAUAUGGCAAAUGAGGAAGAUUUAAUGAAAGGCUACAAGGCUGCUGAACUGAAUACUGAGGAACAAGUGAAAAAUGAAGGCUCGUUGCUAACACAAUGUCAAGCUGUAGCAGACAUGAAGUUCAGUUACGUGGUCUCAUGCCAACAGUAUGGAAUUCAGAAAAGAUCUGGUGAUCGACGGGCGGCGGAUAUUUUGAGACUCAUGACCAAGUACCCCUCUGUUCGUGUAGCUUAUGUUGAUGAGGUUGAAGAAACGGGUAGGGAUAAAUCUGGUAAAAUGGUCGAGAAAGUAUACUAUUCAGCACUCGUGAAAGCUAUGCCAAAAUCUGUUGAUACAUCUGACCCAGAUCAGAAGUUGGACCAGGUUAUUUAUCGGAUAAAACUUCCAGGACCUGCAAUAUUGGGUGAGGGCAAACCAGAGAAUCAAAACCAUGCCAUAAUCUUUACACGCGGUGAAGGCUUGCAAACAAUUGAUAUGAACCAGGAUAACUAUAUGGAAGAAGCCUUCAAAAUGAGAAACCUAUUGCAAGAGUUUCUCAAAAGGCAUGGCGUAAGGAAACCAACUAUUCUUGGGCUGAGAGAGCAUAUUUUUAUGGGCAGUGUAUCUUCACUUGCAUGGUUCAUGUCAAACCAAGAGAACAGUUUCGUGACUAUUGGCCAGAGGCUGCUGGCUGAUCCACUGAAGGUUCGUUUUCAUUAUGGCCAUCCGGACGUGUUUGAUAGAUUGUUUCACCUGACGAGAGGUGGUGUCAGCAAAGCAUCCCGAAUCAUCAACUUAAGCGAGGACAUCUUUGCAGGUUUCAACUCCACACUCCGUGGAGGUAAUGUCACCCAUCAUGAGUACAUACAAGUGGGCAAAGGAAGAGAUGUGGGUCUCAAUCAAAUUUCACUUUUUGAAGCAAAGAUAGCAUGCGGCAAUGGGGAACAAACUCUAAGUCGUGACAUUUAUAGGCUAGGGCACCGCUUCGACUUCUUCCGCAUGAUGUCCUGUUUUUUCACCACGUUGGGCUUCUAUUUUUGUACUCUGCUUACGGUCCUCACUGUAUACGUGUUCCUGUACGGCCGCCUUUACCUCGUCCUGAGCGGCCUCGAGGAGGAGCUGAGCCGGAACCGCGCGAUCCGGGACAACAAGCCCCUUCAGGUGGCACUGGCUUCCCAGUCGUUCGUCCAGAUUGGCCUCCUCAUGGCCCUCCCCAUGAUGAUGGAGAUCGGCCUCGAGCGCGGCUUCCGCAACGCCCUCACCGACUUUGUCCUCAUGCAGCUCCAGCUUGCAUCCGUCUUCUUCACCUUCUCCCUCGGCACCCGCACCCACUACUUUGGCCGCACCAUCCUCCACGGCGGGGCCCGCUACAGAGGCACCGGCCGCGGCUUCGUCGUCUUCCACGCCCGUUUCGCUGACAACUACCGUCUCUACUCCCGCAGCCACUUUGUCAAAGGGAUCGAACUCAUGAUCCUGCUGCUCGUCUACCACAUCUUUGGCCGGGCCUACCGGGGAGUGGCCGCUUAUGUUUUUAUCACCGUAUCUAUAUGGUUUUUGGUGGGGACGUGGCUUUUUGCACCAUUCCUGUUCAACCCGUCGGGUUUUGAGUGGCAGAAGAUUGUGGAUGAUUGGACGGACUGGAACAAGUGGAUGAACAACCGGGGUGGGAUCGGAGUGCCGCCCGAGAAGAGCUGGGAGUCGUGGUGGGAGAAGGAGCACGAGCAUCUGUCGCAUUCCGGGACCCGCGGGAUCAUUUUUGAGAUACUGCUGUCGUUCCGUUUUUUUAUAUAUCAGUUUGGGUUGACAUAUCACCUCAGCUUCACUUCUGACAAGAGCUUCUUGGUGUAUGGUCUAUCGUGGUUAUUCAUCUUUGCAGUCCUGCUAAUUUUGAAGGUUGUUUCUGUUGGAAGGAGACGGUUUAGUGCUGAUUUCCAACUCGUGUUCCGAUUGAUCGAGGGCCUUCUUUUUCUUUCAUUUGUAGCUUGUUUUGAUCACCCUAAUAGCUCUUCUUCACAUGACAUUCGUUGA
Messenger RNA from Striga hermonthica, 5529 nucleotides. NCBI's taxonomy places the organism in Eukaryota, Viridiplantae, Streptophyta, Magnoliopsida, Lamiales, Orobanchaceae. The record is from the annotation of a GenBank genome assembly.